Molecule: messenger RNA, 2077 nt
Organism: Aedes aegypti (yellow fever mosquito)
Lineage: Eukaryota; Metazoa; Arthropoda; Insecta; Diptera; Culicidae
Product: bcl-2-related ovarian killer protein
Exons: 6
Coding region: 1168-2064 (298 amino acids)
Biological process (GO): regulation of apoptotic process; extrinsic apoptotic signaling pathway in absence of ligand; intrinsic apoptotic signaling pathway in response to DNA damage
Cellular component (GO): mitochondrial outer membrane
Molecular function (GO): protein heterodimerization activity; protein homodimerization activity
Source: RefSeq, a predicted model, not a curated record
UCGAUCUGUUUGCAGGUUACAGCAACAGCGCGCGUCGAUUCGCGCGCGCGUCUCACUCGCAGCGUAAACAACCGCACGCAAGGAAAAAACGCAUCGUCGGCAACGUGACCGGGCGCGAGAUAUCCUCUUCUCUGGGCGUCUCUGUGCGACAUUCGUUCUUGAAACUCUGUUUGUUUCCGUUGUUGGCUCCUAGAAUUCGGAUGCACCUUUUUGCGUAGUGAUAGUUUGUUUGGCGUAGGCGCUAUCAUUUAUGUAUUUUAAAGUGACACACUUAUUGAAAAAAAAACGGGGAAGGCUCUUCCAGUUCAGUUUUAUUCCAUGUGACGUUCCGGGACUGCCGCGUUUCGUGCAAUAAUGCGAAGAACUAGCGAGUGAUAACGCGACACGAUACGCUAUACCAAUUCGUGUCAACUAUAAAACACGCUUCAAUAGAAGCAGGCAGAACCGUUUACGAGCCGAGGGAAGGUGACUAAUUAGGGUUGACACCGAAAAGAGAAGUACAUUUUCACAGCCGACGACAAUUGUAAGAGCAAAAGCAAUACAUGAAAAAUACACCUGUGAUCGAGCGACAGCAUCCCAUCGUUAAAUAAAGAGAAAAAAAAAAGUGUUCAGUAUUUCUGUCCCGUCUGAGGCAAUAAAUCGUCAUCACCGGCUUGAAAGUCAUGCAUAAUUUUUAUUAACACUAGAAGCGCGGCUCGUGACAGGCCGUCCCUACGUGAGCUCGCUAAUUCUCGAAUCGUUAGAAAAGGUGCCCAAUCAGCGAAAAGUGAGAGAGUGGAGGUGAAUAAAUAUCAAAAACGUGACAUAAAAGUGCAUAAAAGUUAAGCGAAGAAAAAAUCGCCAGUUCAACCAAACAUAAGCGAAGAAAAAAAAAGGUGCAGUUGAAGUGACGGCAAACGAGUACGCAGAUAGAUAUAGUGGCAAGCGAUGAAAGAGGAGAUGAAAUGCAGCGUGAUUAAUUGAAAAAUGAUAAAGUUCUUCGUCAAGUGGGAGUAAGGUAGUCGUCCAUCAGGGAAAGCUGGUGGAAGAAAUCGCGAAUGAACGACACGGGCAAAGUUUUGAUCUGAAGGAUCUUGACAGUUCAUCUGAUAGUCGGGAGUUAAAGUGCAGCUGCCGGCAAGCCCCGAAAGGACAACGCGGGACUAAAGAAAAACGCAACAACUCAUCAUGCUGUCAGCCGAAGCCCCUGUCAGCCAUAACCAUCACCUGCUACCGGAUCGGUUGAGUGCACCUGCCUUAGCGCGACGAAAGUUCAGCUUCCCAGCCAACCUCCACUCAACGGUUCUACAUGGGGAUCCUCCCGGGUCCAUCAAUUCGGGAUCUCUGCAACCAUCCAGCACAGCAUCGUUUGCACGGCGACGACUGAGUAAUGUAAGCGACGUAGUCACUAGGAAACUGUCUAGCACAAUAGGAUGGAAGCAACCGGUGCUGCCAUCACAAGACAUAAUAACACAAGGAAAAUGCCUCUGCGGCCAGUACAUACGUUGCCGGCUGAAAAAGUCCGGUGUGUUCAAUAGGAAACUUGGACUGCAAAGAAUAAGAAGUAUUGUCGGGACACCGACCAUCCACGUAGUGCGCGAAGUAUUUCCAGCGUUGUUAAGCGUUGGCGAAGAGCUCGAACGAAUGUAUCCUCGGGUUUACAACGGGGUAGCUCGUCAACUUAGUCGGAUCGGGCGAGGCGAACUGAAGACGCCCGAAACAGCUCCCGUACUGCUGAGCGCAAUAGCGAGGGACUUGUUCCGGAGCGAUAUCACGUGGGGUAAAGUGGUCUCGUUGUUUGCCAUUGCUGGAGGCCUCUCGGUGGAUUGCGUACGCCAGGGCCACCCGGACUAUCUGCCAAAGCUGAUCGAAGGGGUAGCCGACGUCAUUGAAGAUGAACUCGUCACAUGGAUUUCGGAGAAUGGAGGCUGGGUUGGGUUAGCGAACAAAGUACGUCCUCCACAGGAGGAGAUCACUUUUGCAGGACGUUGUUUUGUUGGAGCUGGAUUGUUAGUUUGUUUAUUUAUUUUUGUGUUUUUGUUGAAAGCAUUAGGAUUAUACAUGUUUCCAAAUAUAUUUACAUAGCAAAACAUUUUAA